CUGCACAUUGACCAGACAUAUUAAUAUAUUAAAACAGUGUGUUAUAUAUAUAGUUUUAUAUUGUGGGUGUUAUCAAAAUGCUGACCGUAAUCUUACUUUUUAUUUUGAUUUUGUGCUUACUUCAUUUUUUAUUUUAUCACAAUAGUUUUGCUAAAUCAUUACUGAUUGUUCCCGGUCCUCAGAUCAAAUUUUUUUUUGGAAAUUCCCUCGACAUCUUGUUAACAGCAGAGGAACUGUUUACCUUAUCAUAUCGAUGGGUCUCUUUAUAUAAAGGCAUAUUUAGAUUCUACGCAUAUUUUCAUGGCGCUGUAUGUAUAUAUAAUCCAGAUGAUAUCGAGAUAAUAGUUUCAAGCAUGAAAUAUCAUGAGAAAAGUGUCAUAUAUAAGUUCUUGAAACCGUGGCUUAAGGAUGGACUUCUGUUGAGUCAUGGUUCCAAGUGGCAGCAUCGAAGAAAGAUAUUAACAUCAGCUUUUCAUUUUAAUGUCUUGCAAAAAUAUUAUCCUGCAUUAGAAGACAAUAGUCAGCGUUUGAUAAAGUCUCUACAAAAUACAAAUGGAAAAAGUAUUGAUAUAAUACCUAUUUCAUCUGAAUAUACUCUUAACACAAUAUGUGAAAGUGCCAUGGGUACGCAGCUGAACGCGGAAGCAGCUAGUGCAGGAAAAUUAUAUAAACAAGCAAUAUAUGAAGUAACUAACACUAUAGUACAAAGAUUUGCCAAUUUAUUGUUGCACUUGGAUUUCGUUUUUAACAAAACUUCAGUUGGCAAAAAGCAAGUGAAAUAUCUGGAAGUUAUUCGCAAGUUUACUGAAAAUGUAAUAAAAGAGCGAAGGAAAAGAAUUAUAAAUCCAACAAUGGCAAAAAAUGACAGUGAUUUAGAUGAAAAAAAAGAGAAGGAAGAGUACCUUCUUAGCAAUAAAAAAAAUAGAAACGCCAUGUUAGAUUUGUUGAUUUCGGCUGAAAGAGACGGCUUAAUUGAUGAUGCUGGUAUUCAAGAAGAAGUGGAUACGUUUAUGUUCGAGGGAUAUGACACGACAGCGACUGGACUAAACUAUUGUUUGGUGCUGUUAGCAAACGAACAGGAAGCUCAGGACAAAGUUGUAGCAGAGCUGAAUGGUAUAUUUGGAGAUGACAAUCGCUUAGCCACCAUUGACGAUUUGAACAAAAUGCGCUAUCUAGAAUGUUGUAUUAAAGAGUCUUUACGACUUUACCCACCUGUACCCUUCAUAAGUCGUAAAGUACCCGUGGAUACUGUCUUAAGUGGCUACAAAAUACCAGCCGGUACAUAUUGCCACAUACAUAUAUACCAUUUACAUCGCGACGAGCAUUUAUUCAAGAACGCUCUUAAGUUUGACCCGGAUCGAUUUCUCCCUGCAAACAGUGUAGGGCGUCACAAUUACGCUUAUUUACCAUUCAGCGCCGGACCAAGAAAUUGUAUUGGUCAAAAAUUAGCUAUGAUAGAAUUGAAAUCAGCGCUUUCUGCUGUAUUGAGGAAUUUCAAGCUUAUCCCGGUCACAAAGCCAACUGAUCUUCGUUUCGCAGCUGAUUUAGUAUUAAGAAGUGUAGGGCCCAUUCAUAUGAAAUUUAUGAAACGAAGCUUUGUGUAG
Nymphalis io (European peacock) is the source of this 1604-nucleotide messenger RNA. RefSeq names its product cytochrome P450 4C1-like (gene Cyp4m9). NCBI's taxonomy places the organism in Eukaryota, Metazoa, Arthropoda, Insecta, Lepidoptera, Nymphalidae. The coding region runs from base 78 to 1604 and encodes 508 amino acids. The transcript is spliced from 9 exons. The record is from RefSeq and is a predicted model, not a curated record. Gene Ontology annotation, molecular function: heme binding; iron ion binding; oxidoreductase activity, acting on paired donors, with incorporation or reduction of molecular oxygen.